Ilex paraguariensis (yerba mate) is the source of this 2650-nucleotide messenger RNA. NCBI's taxonomy places the organism in Eukaryota, Viridiplantae, Streptophyta, Magnoliopsida, Aquifoliales, Aquifoliaceae. The record is from the annotation of a GenBank genome assembly.
AUGGAAGAUUCACUUACAGAUCGGGGCAACAAUGGAGACAACAAUGUGGAUGCGUCACAACAAAUUGUUUUGGUUGAUUCUAAGGAGGGACAAAUUCCAACUUAUGUAAACCAGACACCAUCUAAAGAAAGCAAUGUGGAAUAUACUAAUGGUUACAAUGCCAGUUUUGCAUUGGAUGAUAUUUCUCAUAGUGGAUUGGGGUUCUUUGAUGAAGCAGAAAAAACUCCGAGCGGUAUUGUUUCAGUGUCCAAAAUGGAAGAGGAAGAAGGUUCUUCUUUCGGUUCAUCAUCCUCUGAGGAGAAUAUGGAUGCUGAUGAUGAUUAUUUCCAUGAGGUAAGUACUACAAUGGGUAAUGGCUUGCUGGCUGAGACAUCAUUGCCAGCAGAAAAUUCAGGAUUUUUGGCCAUUGGAGGCAUGAAAUUAUACACCCAAGAUAUAUUCCAAGAGGAAAGUGAUGAGGAUGAUGGUGAAGAUUUACUUGAUGAGGAAAGCUUGGAGUCCACUGGCUCAUCUGAUAGUGAUGACUCAUCUAAUAGCGAUAGCCCAUCUGAUAGUAGUUCAGAUAUUGAUGACGAGGUUGCACUGGAUUACAUUGAAGGAAUUGGUGGGGUUGCUAAUCUUGUGAAUGUUGAUCAGUUGGUUGGACAAAUUCUUGAUGGCUCGGAUGAUGAUAGUACAGAUGAUAGUUUUAGUGAGACUGUGGAGAAGUUGGGUGCGAUUUCUCUUCAGGAAACAUCAGGGGAAUAUGCCAUGAAGAAGCCUCAAUCAAGAGGGAAAUAUUCAGCUGAGGACGACAAAUCUAGAGCCACUAGAGUUGCCAGGUCAUCUGGUCUGGAUAAUCUAAUGCUUGUAAAGGAUUCAAGAACCAUUUCUGGAAGAAAGAAGCAUGUUGCUAGAUUUCCUCAGUCCUGGCCUUAUGAUUCUCAAAAGAGUUCAAAUGUCAGGAAAUUUCCAGGUGCCAAAAAGAAACAUCGUAAAGAAAUGAUUGCGCCAAAGCCUAGAGAUAGACUGAUUCGCCGUGGCGUUGAUCUUCAGCAAAUAAAUUUGAAAUUACAGCAGAUGGUUUUGGAUGGAGUAGAUAUCAAAUCAUUCCAACCUAUGCACUCCCGGGAUUGUUCCCAGGUGCAAAGAUUAGCAGCAAUUUUUCGCUUGAGGAGUGAUUGCCAAGGUUCUGGCAAGAAAAGAUAUGUGACAGUGACACGAACACAACACACUUGUAUGCCAUCUUCCAGUGAUGAAGUUCGCCUCGAGAAGCUGAUUGGUGAUGGUGACGAGAAUGCUGAUUUUGUGGUCAACGAUAUAAAAUCAGUUAAAAAUCCUUCAAAGGGUAGUGAUUUGAGCCCACUAGACCGUCAAUCUGCCCAGGGAAAGUCGCUAAAUAACUUGGCCAAUCUUGGCAGUAAGGAAGCAAGCAAGAAGACUAAGAGUGGGAAAACUGUCUCUUAUGCUGCUCAGCCUGUGUCCUUUGUCUCAAGUGGCGUUAUGCAAUCUGAAACGGUUGAGGACGAAUCCAUUCAGUCAAAGGAGGCCAAUGACUCUUGCCUUGAAAACAAAGAUGAAUCCGGCUCAUUAAAAUAUGGUGCAUUCGAGUUGCACACCACAGGCUUUGGCUCAAAAAUUAUGGCAAAAAUGGGUUUCAUAGAAGGGAAAGGGUUGGGAAAGGAUGGUCAAGGUAUUUCAGAGCCUAUCCAAGUGAUCCAACGACCUAAAUCACUUGGAUUGGGUGCAAAAUCUGCUGAAACAAGUGGUAGCUCGGAGAAGAAGGGCACUCGACAAUUUGCAGCUUUUGAGAAGCAUGCAAAAGGGUUUGGUUUGGGAAGGGAGGGUCAAAGUAUGGCAGAUCCUAUCCAAGUGAUCCAGCGACGUAAAUCACUUGGAUUGGAUGCUUGUGCCCCAAAAAUAAGUGUGAGCUCGGCAAAGAAGGGAACUCAACAAUUUGCAGCUUUUGAAAAGCACACCAAGGGGAUUGGAUCAAAGAUGAUGUCAAAAAUGGGUUUCGUUGAAGGCAUGGGGCUUGGCAAAAAUUCACAAGGCAUUGUCAACCCUUUAGUCGCAGUAAGGCAUCCUAAAUCCCGGGGAUUGGGUGCAAAAUCCGCUGAAACAAGUGGUAGCUUGGAGAAGAAGGGAACUCGACAAUUUGCAGCUUUUGAGAAGCACGCGAAGGGGUUUGGUUUGGGAAGGGAUGGUCAAAGUGUGGCAGAUCCUAUCCAAGUGAUCCAGCAUCGUAAAUCACUUGGAUUGGAUGCACAAGCCCCUGAAACAAGUGUGAGCUCUGCGCAGAAGGGAACUCAACAAUUCGCAGCUUUUGAGAAGCACACCAAGGGGUUUGGAUCAAAGAUGAUGUCAAAAAUGGGUUUCGUUGAAGGCAUGGGGCUUGGCAAAAGUUCACAAGGCAUUGUCAACCCUUUAGUUGCUGCAAGGCAUCCUAAAUCCCGGGGAUUGGGUGCCAAAGGGUAGAUACUAUUGUGACUAAUCAUUUAUUUAUAGAGGAAAAACCUCUUUUACUCAGUUUCAUAUAAACUAAGUUGCCUUAGGUUAGCUGAUACCGUGACAUGACAUUUGUAUAAAUUGUCUGCUAUGUUACGGUUAAGAUUAUAUCUUUAGAGUUCUAGAGUAUAUAUGUUUGUGUGUGUGUGCCCCUUCUCUUUGU